Miscanthus lutarioriparius is the source of this 570-nucleotide messenger RNA. NCBI's taxonomy places the organism in Eukaryota, Viridiplantae, Streptophyta, Magnoliopsida, Poales, Poaceae. The record is from the annotation of a GenBank genome assembly.
AUGGCUGCUGGUCCUCCGCUGUCGCCGACUCGCCGCCACCGUCCUGCUCGUCCUCGACUGGAACCCCUCCCCGCCGGCCACCCCAAGUCCCCAAGGAUGUCGACAGAACAAGGUAUUUCUGCACCAGAUGCAACAAGAACUGAGGCAACUAAUCUCCUGAAAAGGAACUCGGAUGAUGUUGGAUGGGAAUAUGGUGUUCUUGUUGAUGCUAGCAACAAGGACAAGGUGAAGUGCAAGCUCCGUGACAAGGAGAUGAGAGGAGGGAUUCAUAGGUUGAAAGAGCAUUUGGCUCAUAAAGGAAAGAAUGUAAAGAAAUGCACAGCAAGAACACCACAGGCUAUGGAGGCUAAAGAGAAGUGCAAGAAGGCACUAGCUGAUGCAAAAAGGAAGGAGGAGAAGACUGUUCAUGAGCUAGAAAUUAGAGAGGAAGUUCAUGUAUCUAGGGUUGGAACAGAUUCAGAUGAAGUCACCUGUGUUGGAAGUUCAGAGCCCCACAAAUUAGGACCCAUUGACAAAUGGACACGUGCUAUUGAUCCUAAAGCUACCAAGUCUGAUUCUUUGAAGCAAUAG